This is a messenger RNA of Athalia rosae (coleseed sawfly), 1373 nucleotides long. Its product is annotated as alpha-tocopherol transfer protein-like. Gene Ontology annotation, molecular function: phosphatidylinositol bisphosphate binding. Lineage: Eukaryota; Metazoa; Arthropoda; Insecta; Hymenoptera; Athaliidae. Bases 195 to 1115 code for a protein of 306 amino acids. The transcript has 5 exons. The record is from RefSeq and is a predicted model, not a curated record. Gene Ontology annotation, cellular component: membrane.
CCAGAUACAAGAGUCCCACUCUCUGAAUUUCGCGCAGACUGCACCAUCGUCACCCCGCAUUUCUCUACGCGUAUACAACAUUCAUCUGCAGUCGGUUACUAACUACGAUAAUCAGAGUCUACAGUGUUGUGUUUACUCCGUUGAUUCGGUUGCUUAUAUUUUGUACGUUCGCGAGGUCGAUCACCGCCGACAAGAUGUUGCUGAUACAGCCUUCGGAGGAGAUGUCCAAACAGAUCCGGGUCGAGUUGAACGAAGACCCGACAACCCGGCAAGCCGAUCUUGCGACCAUAAAAGAAUGGCUGGCUAAGCAGCCUCAUCUACCGACUUUCGAUGACGACAAGAGGCUCAUGACCUUUUUACGAGGUUGCAAAUUCUCGUUGGAAAAAUGCAAAAGAAAACUCGACAUGUACUUCACGAUGCGAUCCGUGGUGCCGGAAUUUUUUUCCCAGAGGGACGUCACCAGGCCAGAGAUGAGAGCUGUCACGGAUGUGAUCCAAGUUCCUCCGUUGCCUGGUCUGACGAAGUCCGGACGUCGGGUGGUGUUGAUGAGGGGAAUCGACAAGGACAUCAGUACGCCGAACGUGGCGGAGGCCAUGAAACUGGUGAUGAUGAUCGGGGACAUCCGUCUCACGGAGGAAAUAACCGGAGUCGCCGGCGACGUCUAUAUACUGGACGCUUCCGUUGCCACCCCAACGCAUUUCGCCAAAUUCACGCCCGCCAUGGUCAAGAAAUUUCUGGUUUGCGUACAGGAAGCUUAUCCGGUCAAACUGAAAGAAGUCCACGUAGUCAACGUCAGUCCGCUGGUCGAUACGAUUAUAAAUUUCGUCAAACCUUUCCUCAAGGAAAAAAUCAGGAACAGGAUAUUCGUACACAGCACAUUCGACACCCUCUACGAACACGUGUCCAAAGAUAUCCUGCCCACCGAAUACGGCGGCGACGCUGGACCCAUCCAAGCCAUCCACGAGGCUUGGAUAAAAAAGUUGGAAGAAUACGGCCCCUGGUUCGCCGAGCAAGAAUCCGUAAAAACGAACGAGGCUCUUCGCCCCGGAAAACCAAAGACGCAAGAUGACCUCUUCGGACUGGACGGUUCCUUCCGUCAGCUGGUCAUCGACUAGAUUCGCGGACUUUUCUCUCUAUCUCUGUUUACCCUCACCUCCUUUUAUAUAUAUAUAUCCAUUUCUUCUCUUCUUCACGCCUUCGAUCGAUCGCGACUCAUUUAUCCUCCAAUUACGAAUAAAUGAAUUUUAUUAAAUAACUCUCGCCGGAUCGAUGCAACGUCAAUUCGUACGCACGCACGUCUGUUCCAUUUAAUUUUUAGAAUUACCUAAUUAAUAUAAUAUAUUUCGUUAUUUUUAUCGCACUUAUAAUAUUUA